AUGGAACUCGAAGCUUCGCUCAAAUCGGAUGCAUUGGCUACAUUUUCUCAGUCCAUUGAGCAGGUGUUAGGUCCAAUUCAGGCAUACAGUGAUCAAAUACUUCUUGGUAUUGAUAUCUCACAGCUUAUUAUCUUUGAAUUACUUGCUUAUGGCUCAGGUGGUCAUGAUUAUUACCAUCAACUUGGCAUCUCUCGUCUCCUUCGUCUUGACGUUAAAACCGAUGACGUUAUCCAGCUUCAAUUUCAAUUGGCUAUUUCUCACGACAUUUUGACCAAUCAAGCGACAGAUAAGAAGCACCCACGUGAUCUAGUAAUCGUCGCGCCACCUCUUCCUACGGUGGCAAAGCGCUUAGCUGACGUUCUUCGACCACUAGAACUCGUAUCUACUACCCGACGUUGUGCUGUAUUAUGGCUACCUAUGGCGACACCAGAUGUGACGCUAGAGAUGGAACGACAGGGUGUUGCAGGUUUUAUUCGUCAAAUGAAUUUAACAUUAGGAUUGAUUCCAGUGGACCGUGGAGUUGCAGCAUUGUGUUGUGAUCGUGUCUUCGGUGAACUUUAUGUAAAAGGAGACAGUCGCGUCUUGACGGAUGUUGUGAAAAGUAUAUUAAGUCUGGAAAGACAGACAGGACGGAAGAUGAGAGAUAUCAAGUGUUACGGUGUUUUUGCUCACCGGGUUAAAAGUAUGGUGGAAAGUGCUCAUCGACAACAGCAAAAGAUCAAGAUGAGACAGAUGGACGGAAGAAUGAAACAAGAAGAAGAAGGUGGUGCAGAUGUGGCCAUGUCGAUGGAUAAAUUGGUCGUGAUUGACCGAAUGGAGGAUCCACUGUCAAUGCUAUUGACACCAAUGACGUAUGAAGGGCUGCUUGAUGCACUUGUUGGUGUCAAUCAUGGUAUCGUCACGUACGAGAAAAAAGAGGAGGAAGCGGACGAUGUUGCGAAGGAAAGGGGACGCAGUAGUAGUAGCAGCACUGUGAAAGAGGAAACGAGACACACAACGACGACGGCACAGAAAGUAGUAUUGAACCACCUGGACGCACUGUUUGAUGAGAUCCGAGAUGUAAACUUCAACUUGGUUUCUAAUUAUCUGGUGGAGGUUGCCAAGGACUUGGCUACGGAAGUUCGUGGAAACUCUGCGCGAUCUAAUUCUAACGAGCCAAUUGAUAGCAAGGCGGAGUUUCAAAAGGUGAAAGCGUUGCUGGCUAAAGCGCCUCACUUCGUCAAAAAGAAACAGUCACUGGCGCAUCACUUACAGCUUGUACAGCGUAUUCGAGAGCUUAGUACGCAGCUAACUCUACGUGGUUGUGUCGAGACUGAAAUGACUAUCAUGACCGCCGGCCCAAGUGCAUCAUCAGCUGCAGCCAAGGAUGUAGAUAGAUUUUUGGAGGAGGCUAUUCUGCGUGAACCUCCCUUGAACUUGUAUGACGUGGUCAAGCUCCUUUGUCUGUGCUCUCUUGUCCGCGGUGGACUCAAGCCGAACACUUUGGCUUGGUAUCGCCAGCAGCUCUGCCACACUUACGGCCAUCAGAUCUUGCCAUUGCUCGUGCAACUAGAAAAAAUGGAUUUGUUAUCCGCGGAGAAUCGCUUUGACUUUCCAAAAAUGCGGAAGCAGCUUCUUCUUAUGCGUGGUGCACUGGAUGACGAGGAUACACGGUGUCCCAAAGAUAUUCACUUCAUGUUUCCCUACACGGGCUAUGCACCAAUGAGUAUACGGUUGUUGCAAGAAUCGCUAGGCAUGAAAUACAAGACUUAUGCUAAGGAUCCGACGUCAUCGAUGCUAAGUCGUGGUAGUUGGCAUGGCAAUGGGAAUGAGCAUGACUUCAGCAGCCACCACAGUACGUCUGGCGAAGCUUUGGGUUUCGACAAUAGCACCGGUCCCAAACGCAUCAAUGUGCUGGUAUAUUAUGUUGGAGGCGUCACGGUCGCAGAGCUUACAGCUUUUCGCUUCCUGAAUAAAAAGCAAAGCGAGUAUUAUUUCUUCGUUGCUGCCACCUCCGUCUGUAAUGGCAGUCGUCUUUUGCGUGCGAUCUUCUGA
Messenger RNA from Peronospora belbahrii, 2034 nucleotides. Lineage: Eukaryota; Oomycota; Peronosporomycetes; Peronosporales; Peronosporaceae. The record is from the annotation of a GenBank genome assembly.